This is a messenger RNA of Zerene cesonia (dogface butterfly), 393 nucleotides long. It is a transcript of the gene sun, whose product is annotated as protein stunted-like. Gene Ontology annotation, biological process: proton motive force-driven mitochondrial ATP synthesis. Gene Ontology annotation, cellular component: mitochondrial inner membrane. Lineage: Eukaryota; Metazoa; Arthropoda; Insecta; Lepidoptera; Pieridae. The transcript is spliced from 3 exons. The record is from RefSeq and is a predicted model, not a curated record. Gene Ontology annotation, molecular function: proton-transporting ATP synthase activity, rotational mechanism. The coding region runs from base 139 to 324 and encodes 61 amino acids.
UCAUAGAUUUUAUAUAUUCUGUACGUCACAUCUGUUACAUCAUAGCGAGGAUUCUUUUUUCAAGAUUUUAAUUUCAGAAGCUUCACUGAUUGUACACUGUACAUAAUUUAUCGCAAAAUAAAGUAACAAAACUUUAAAAUGAGUGCCUGGAGACAAGCAGGUUUAAAUUAUAUAAACUACUCAAACAUUGCUGCUAAGAUCUUGAGGCGAUCUCUAAAGCCGCAACUCCGAACUGAGGCUAUGCGACGCGAUGAAUCCCACAUUCGUAUUACACCAUGGGCUAAUGGCAAACCAGCUCAUCUUCAGAAAGCUGCACCGAAGUAGAGUGAAGAAUGAUGAGAUUGCAAUUAUUUAGUCAUAUUUAAAUAAAUCUUGGUUUCAAAUGUUACAUUA